GUAGCAAUACCAUCUACCAUUACCAUUUUAUCCCAUUGUCUUUCACAGCAAUGUUGAACACCACAUCCUCCUCUGCCCUCGCUUUCUCGCCAUCGACGAGUUUCUAUCGUUCGCCCUCUUCUCUCUCGCUAGUACUGCCUAGCCCCAAGUCACUAUUAUCGAGUUAUGCUCGCGCUUCGGUCCUCGCCGUCCUCGAUAAAGCAAUAACCAGGGGUCACUUGACUGUCCAAGACUCCGAAGGGUCACAUCACUUCGGGAUCCGUGCAAAGGGCUGCAAUGACGUUUACAUAAAGGUCGUUAACAGCGAUUUUUGGACCCGAAUUCUCUUUUCUCAGGACCUCGGUUUCAGCGAAGCUUACAUGAUAGGUGAUGUUGAAGUUGAUAACCUAAAGGCCGUCAUGGACCUAUGGCUUGACAAUGAAACUGGCAUGGACGGGUUGUCCUCCGCUGUCAGUCGUAUAUCAUCGGCAAUUUCCGGUGUAUCCAACGCAUUUCUUGGACAGACGCGAUCCAAGGCGCGUCUGAAUGCUAUUGCGAGCUACGAUCAGUCAAAUGAGCUCUUCAAGGCCUUUUUGAGUAAAGAAAUGAUGUAUUCUUGCGCCCUCUGGAAUGAAAACGAGGGUGGUGUGCGGGGUGAUCUAACUGACGGUCCGACUCCUGGAGAUCUGGAGGCUGCUCAGCUUCGCAAGAUCCGACACGUUCUCACCAAGGCACGUGUUAAACGAGGUGACCGAGUUUUAGAAUUUGGUUCCGGAUGGGGAGGUCUAGCAAUCGAGGCCGUUCGUACUUUUGGAUGUGAAGUUGAUACUCUGACCUUAUCGGUCGAACAAAAAGCACUCGCCGAAGAACGGGUCAGAGAGGCAGGCCUCCAGGACUACAUCCGAGUUCAUCUUCUGGACUAUCGUGAAAUCCCAGCAUCAUUUGAAAAAGCCUUCGACGCUUUCGUCAGUAUUGAAAUGCUUGAACAUGUAGGAUCAAAGCACUACCAAACCUACUUCAAACUUGUCGAUUUUGCUCUGAAGUCGGAUCACGCGACAGCGGUCGUCAGUGCAUCCACGUUCCCUGAGUCCCGAUACUCCGGUUAUCAAGCGGAGGAUUUCAUGCGUCGCUAUAUGUGGCCGAAUUCUUGUCUCCCUAGUGCCACCGCACUGAUCAACGCCGCUCAGGCUGGGUCAGAAGGAAGGUUCACUCUAGAAGGAGUUGAGAACCAUGCUGCUCACUAUCCCCGUACGCUUCGCGAAUGGGGACGUCGCUUGGAAGCCAACAUCAGCCAAGAUUCCAUCGUGAAGGACUACCCUGCGCUCCGUGACAGGGCAGAGUUUGAAGUCUUCAAAAGGAAGUGGCAAUACCUGUUCGCAUAUGCUGGAGCAGGCUUUGCUAAAGGAUACAUCACUUGUCAUAUGCUAACAUUCAUCCGCGCAAACGAUGCUCCUGCCGCGUGCGAUUAAGCAUUACCGUGUUGGGCCCCCUGAUUAGUCAGGCUAUUAUCUUUUUGUAGGAUAUAAUAUCUACGCGGCGACGUGUCUGAAGAAACGGAAAAAUGUUGGAGAUAGAAGACAGGUGGUAUCAUCAUUCGUCUCAAUAGAAGGCUGGGCCAUAGUAGCGUACUACUCAU
This is a messenger RNA of Serpula lacrymans var. lacrymans S7.9, 1615 nucleotides long. RefSeq lists its product as uncharacterized. The record is from RefSeq and is a predicted model, not a curated record. Lineage: Eukaryota; Fungi; Basidiomycota; Agaricomycetes; Boletales; Serpulaceae. Gene Ontology annotation, biological process: lipid biosynthetic process. Bases 51 to 1448 code for a protein of 465 amino acids. The transcript has 12 exons.